AUGUCCAAGUACAAAUGGAGAGAUUUGCUGGACCUUAAUAGUAAAGAGAAGAGUUACAUGUCUCCGCUAGCAUGUGUGGCACAUAUUGAUGCAAAUGCGUUCUUUGCUCAGGUCGAACAAGUACGAUGUGGCUAUUCCAGAGAAGAUCCUGUUGUAGCUGUCCAAUGGACUUCAAUUCUAGCUAUUUCUUAUGCAGCAAGAAAGUAUGAUAUAUCACGAAUGGAUAGCAUUAUUGAUGCCUUGAAGAAAUGUGACAAGCUAAUACCAAUACAUACAGCGGUAUUCCGAAAAGGCGAAGACUACUGGCAGUACCAUGACGGUUGUGGGAUGUGGGUAAAUGACGAAAAGAAAAAGCUCAGGCCGACAGAAUAUAAAGUUGCUUUGGAACCAUAUCGAAGGGAGAGCCGAAAACUCCUCAAGAUUCUUCAAAAUGAAUAUGAUCUAGUAGAAAAGGCAAGUGUUGACGAGGCGUUCGUUGAUUUAGGCAGAAAAGUGUUUUAUGGAUUACUUAUGGAUAGCGAAUUUGACGAAUUUGAUGAGAUUAGGACACUGUUCCGUGAAGGCAAUUAUAGCUUAGAUGACUAUCUUCCAAAAUUACCAAGCAUAAAGAAACUUCAGUACAGCGGAAAUGUGUACAACGACGAGAAUGUGCCUUAUUUUGAAGAUUGGGAUGAUGUGUUAAUGUGCAUUGGAAGCAUUUCCAUGAACAGUGUGCGCUCUCAAAUUGAUCACCAGCUCGGUUAUACAACAUCUUGCGGAAUUUCUAUGACAAAGAACGUUUGUAAACUUGCUUCUAACUUCAAGAAACCUAAUGCUCAAACUAUUGUCAGAAAUAGUUGUAUAAACGAUUUCCUUGAUAACGGAUCAUUCGAGAUAAACUCCUUCUGGACAUUGGGUGGUAUCAGAGGCCAAGAAUUAAUGCAAUUAAUGAAUCUUCCCUUUGUGGGUUCCAUAAAAUACAUUAGAGAUUCAUGGCCCAAUUCAAGUGAGGACAUAAGACAAUUCCUAUCCAGAAGUAUUGAAUCGAGAGGUGGACUCGAGUCAGAGUUUAACAUAAAUGCCACAGAUAUCGCGGAACUCAGCAACAAAGUGUAUCAGCUUGUAAGAGGUCAGUACAAACUUCCCAUACAACCUAAACCCUUGCCAAAAUCGAUGAUGUCAAAUAAAAAUAUAAGGAACGAUGAUUGCAGUAACGUGGUGGAUUGUAUUGAAUGGCUUGAAGUGUUUUGCAGCGAGCUAGCCUAUAGAGUGCUAGACUUGGAACAAGAGCAUGAAAAAAAGAUUGUCCCAAGAACCAUGUCAAUAAUGAUCAGAGGAAAAGCCGGCAUAAAACAUAGUCUUCAGAAAAGAAUAACGAUAACUUCGAGUUCGAUAAGUUCAAGGGAGUUAUUUGUGAAUGCUACAAAGCUUAUAAAUGAAAUUGACAAACAAUAUGGGAAAAAUCCUGGCAUAUAUCCGCUCCGAGGAUUAGCGUUAACUAUUUCAAACUUCGAUGUACUUGACAAAGGUAAGAGUGUUGUGGAAUUAUUCGGAAAUGUUGCUAGCGUGAAAAAUGGCGGUAGCAUUGACCCUUUCUCUGAAGAGCCUACCAGUGCACAAUCACAGCCAAUAAACGGGUCUGAACAGAAGUCGGAACAACAACUUGUCCCUGUAUCACAGAAAACAAAUAAUCUACAAUGCAAGACAUGCGGAGAAACUCUUCCCGAUGCAAAAUCCUUUCAAGAACAUACAGAUUUCCACGUGUCAGUUCAACUCUCAGAAAGAAUUAAUGGCGUAUCUGAAGACUCGCCGACAAUUUCGCAUGCAGAAAGACUCCUACUCUUCGGCAAACGAACUAAAAGCAGAAAAGGCACCAGAAAGAAGAGCCCCGAAGGUGGCAUUUUAAAAUUCUUCAAAAAGUAG
This is a messenger RNA of Kluyveromyces marxianus DMKU3-1042, 1902 nucleotides long. RefSeq names its product DNA-directed DNA polymerase eta (gene RAD30). Gene Ontology annotation, cellular component: nucleus; replication fork; site of double-strand break. Bases 1 to 1902 code for a protein of 633 amino acids. The transcript has a single exon. Gene Ontology annotation, biological process: response to radiation; error-prone translesion synthesis. NCBI's taxonomy places the organism in Eukaryota, Fungi, Ascomycota, Saccharomycetes, Saccharomycetales, Saccharomycetaceae. Gene Ontology annotation, molecular function: damaged DNA binding; DNA-directed DNA polymerase activity. The record is from RefSeq and is a predicted model, not a curated record.